AUGUUAGUGUUGGCCUUGCCAGAUUUGGUGUUGGAAAGCAUACUUGAGAGAGGCUCCCUCCAUCUUCACUUUGUCAAAUGUCAUUCCAUGAAGGAGAAAUGGGGUAGAGUUGUUGGUUCAGUUGCUUAUAGGGAGUGGAAAUGGCAUGUUGCUUCCAAAAGAAAUGUUGGCAGUGUUUUUUUAGACAUGUAUCUUGCUCUUGAGAGUAAUAGGCAUCCACCACAUGGAAGAAGGGUAACUACAAUAGAGCAUGGUGUCCCAUGGGAAAGGCUAAAGGCACCACCUAUUGAUACUCCUCCACAUGAUCUUCAUAUCUUUGAUUGUGUAGGUGAUUUGCUUCCGGGUGAUCACAUAGAGAUUAAGUGGAGGAGAAACAAAUAUCUUCCUUAUGGUUGGUUCCUUUAUUCAUUAUGUUCUUAA
Molecule: messenger RNA, 420 nt
Organism: Lotus japonicus
Lineage: Eukaryota; Viridiplantae; Streptophyta; Magnoliopsida; Fabales; Fabaceae
Product: F-box protein At2g26850-like
Exons: 3
Coding region: 1-420 (139 amino acids)
Source: RefSeq, a predicted model, not a curated record